AUGAAAAUUUGUGAAACUGUUCCAGAGGGAAAAGUCAUUGUUGUUGGCUGCGCUGGUGUCGGAAAGACAAGUAUCAUCAAUAUGUAUACAACUAAAUCAUUUGCAAGCGAUACACAAAGCACAAUUGCAGCAACUUACGUUCAAAUGCGUGUUUUAACAGAGAGAGGCGAAGUUGUUCUAAAUUUGUGGGAUACAGCUGGCCAAGAAAGAUUUAAGAGUCUUAUUCCGAUGUAUUCAAGAAAUUCUUCCGCUGCAAUCAUAGUAACGGACCUAACCAACCAUGAUUCAUUAGUACAAGGUGAAAAUUGGUAUAAGAUGGUGAAAGAUAACUGUCCCAUCUCAUGCAAAGUCUAUAUUGUUGCAAAUAAAGUAGAUUUACCUCCAGGAUACAGCCAAAAUGAGUUUGAAGAAUGGGCAAAAUCUAAAGAUGUACCAUACUUUUUCACUUCAGCAAAGCAACAUGAGACUGUCGUUCCUUUAUUCCAAAGAAUCGCAGACGACUUAGCUGCAUUGCCAACGCAUUUUACUCCUGUUUCGCAGGUGCCGAAGCAGGAAAAGGAAAAGCAUUCAGAAUGCUGCUGA
This is a messenger RNA of Trichomonas vaginalis G3, 582 nucleotides long. RefSeq names its product retrograde vesicle-mediated transport, Golgi to ER. The record is from RefSeq and is a predicted model, not a curated record. Lineage: Eukaryota; Parabasalia; Trichomonadida; Trichomonadidae. Gene Ontology annotation, molecular function: GTPase activity; GTP binding. The transcript has a single exon. The coding region runs from base 1 to 582 and encodes 193 amino acids.